This is a messenger RNA of Fundulus heteroclitus (mummichog), 1941 nucleotides long. RefSeq names its product odorant receptor 131-2. Gene Ontology annotation, biological process: G protein-coupled receptor signaling pathway. Gene Ontology annotation, cellular component: membrane. The record is from RefSeq and is a predicted model, not a curated record. The coding region runs from base 175 to 1125 and encodes 316 amino acids. The transcript has a single exon. Gene Ontology annotation, molecular function: G protein-coupled receptor activity. NCBI's taxonomy places the organism in Eukaryota, Metazoa, Chordata, Actinopteri, Cyprinodontiformes, Fundulidae.
GAUGAUGCAUCAGGUGAAAAGCAGGUGAGAUCAGAGCAGAUAAAUCAGACGUGGGGUGAAGGCAGCCCUGCAGAGCAGCUCUGCCCACCUGGCUGCAUGAAGUCCUGCAGCAGUCAGUAACCCAGCAGACACCUGAGUCAGAGCUUCCUGCUCUUUGUUCUGCUGCUGUGCAGCAUGUCCGUCUCUCAGUCCAACGUCUCGGCUGAGCUGCAGUAUCAGGACUUCCUGGAGAGAGUGAUCACCUUCACCCUGGUCACCAUCCCCUCCUGCAUCUUCCUCUUCAUCAACGGCACCAUGAUGUUCACGCUCAGGAGUAAAUCUGUGUUUUGUGACACCUGUCGCUACAUCCUGCUGUAUAACCUCCUCUUUGCAGACACGGUGCAGCUGAUGACCGCCCAGGUUCUCUUUCUUCUCGCUGUUUGUAGAAUCAGGCUGACUUAUCCUGUUUGCGGCACCAUUACCAGAAUUGCAACCCUCUCCAAUGUGAUCUCUCCUCUCACGCUGCUGGUGAUGUCUCUGGAGAGGUUCGUAGCUGUGUGUUACCCACUGAGGCACGCGGCCAUCAUCACCAUCAACAACACCAGGAUGGCUGUCAUCGCUCUCUGGGCUUUCAGCUCUCUACACAACCUCACAGGCGUCGUCCUGCUGCUGGGUUUCCCCUUUGAGAAGCAGGAGACGCUGCAGAUGACCGACUUCUGCUCCGACCUGGCCAUGCUGCUCGGCCCCCGGUCUAAAGAUUAUAACAGAGGCUUCACUAUUUUUCUCUUUGUUUCCGCUGGUGUCGUGAUCCUUUCUUCAUAUUUAGGGGUAAUAAAAGCCGCCAGGUCGGCCUCCACGGACAAAUCUUCGGCUCUGAAGGCUCGUAACACGCUGCUGCUGCACAUGGUGCAGCUGUGUCUCAGUCUGUCCUCAACCAUUUUCAACCCACUGCUUCUACUGAUUAUAAAAGUUGUAACAAGGGAUGUAUUUGCACGAUUACAUAAAUUUCUUUAUGUUUUAAUCAUUUUAUUUCCGACGUGUUUAAGUUCUCUUAUCUACGGCCUUAGAGAUCAGAGUAUCAGACCGGUUCUUCUGCACAAUCUGAGCUGUCGAAUUAAAGUCAAAGUUGUUGCAGCCAAAGGCUGAAAUGUUACCUUUGUCUUUCCAAGUGUUCAUAACUCUUAAAAUUGUGACCUUUGAUGUUGAAAUUGCAUCUUUUUAAACGUUUUUAGAAAGGUUUCUCCUUAUUUAAAUUAAAAUAAAAAGAUGUGAUAGUGAACUAUGUCUUGCAGUGCUUUCUGAGAAACAGUGUGCUGUGUUUCAUAACUUUCCUCCAUCCGUCGCCUCCAGGAGCUCCAGAUGAGCUUCAGGCACAGAUUAAGACUUUAGUGCAAAUCUGAAGCAGAAACUACUUUCACCAAAUCUCUGCACAGACGGAUUUGACUCCCGCUCCACUUUGCUCUGAAUCAGGACGUUUUACAUGUAAAUCUAUAAAAAGUGAAACAGAAAUGUUUGCAGUGAUUAUAAAUAGAGCUUUUACAGAAUAAAGGAUGCAUGUGUGAAUUAGUGCAGAUGUGCAGGUAGUGAUCUGGUUCUCUGCUGGGCGUUCAUCAGACAGCCUGCAGGGAGCUGGCUGCUGACUGACGUCCAGGUCUGCUGUUUUCUCAUGGAGCUCUGAGAGCCGGCUCUCUGUCUGCUGCAGCUUCAGGCGCCUUUCUGGCUCCUCUUGGUGUGUCUCUGUGUGAUGGUCCCGGGUUCAGGGCCUGACACCACCUCCUGUGCUGGGCAGAGCGACGCCAGUGGCUGGAAGGACGAUGGGUUUACCUCUUCCAGCACAGAACCUCCAGAUGAGAUCCAGACAGCACAUUUCAUGUAUAUUUAGCAUUUGGGGCCAACUUAGUUUCUGGUGAUUAUUUUAAAUUAAAAUGUAAUGGGCAAAACAAUACUGGAACUUUAAUAUCA